AUGAACCAGGUCACUGGGGGCCUUGGCACAGUGGCUUCUGACAAAUCUUUCCCCGCUCGGCUGAAUGGCUCUAGCCCAGGGCCUGGAAACCCACCCCGCCUGCCCUUUAGUGACCCGUUCUUUGUGGUGGAGACGCUGUGUAUCUGCUGGUUUUCCUUCGAGCUGCUGGUACGCUUGCUGGCCUGCCCGAGCAAGGCGGUGUUCUUCAAGAACGUGAUGAACCUCAUCGAUUUUGUGGCCAUCCUUCCCUAUUUCGUGGCGCUGGGCACGGAGCUGGCCCGGCAGCGAGGGGUGGGCCAGCCGGCCAUGUCACUGGCCAUCCUGCGGGUCAUCCGAUUGGUGCGUGUCUUCCGCAUCUUCAAGCUGUCCCGGCACUCAAAGGGCCUGCAGAUCUUGGGCCAGACUCUUCGAGCCUCUAUGCGUGAGCUGGGCCUCCUCAUCUUCUUUCUCUUCAUCGGUGUGGUCCUCUUUUCCAGCGCAGUCUACUUUGCUGAAGUCGACCGGGUGGACUCCCAUUUCACCAGCAUCCCCGAGUCCUUCUGGUGGGCGGUGGUCACCAUGACCACAGUUGGCUAUGGAGACAUGGCACCCGUCACUGUGGGUGGCAAGAUAGUGGGCUCUCUGUGUGCCAUCGCUGGCGUGCUGACCAUUUCUCUGCCCGUGCCCGUCAUUGUCUCUAACUUCAGCUACUUUUACCACCGGGAGACAGAGGGCGAAGAAGCCGGGAUGUACAGCCAUGUGGACACGCAGCCCUGUGGCACACUGGAGGGCAAGGCCAAUGGGGGAUUGGUGGAUGGGGAGGUGCCUGAACUACCACCUCCGAUCUGGGCGCCCCCCGGGAAACACCUGGUCACCGAAGUAUGAGGGACAGUUGAGGUCUGCAGGACCUCACACCUCCUUGGAGGGAGGGAGGGCGGGCAGGGUGGAGGGAAAGGCUGGGGGGAGGGGAUUGGGCUUAGGAAGAGCUAGGUUAAGUGAUAAUGGGUGGGGGAGCACUGAGUCUUGUUGGGUCUUGGGAUGUGUGGUUUGGUAGCUCUUGUGGGUACCUCCUUAC
Molecule: messenger RNA, 1054 nt
Organism: Carlito syrichta (Philippine tarsier)
Lineage: Eukaryota; Metazoa; Chordata; Mammalia; Primates; Tarsiidae
Gene: KCNA7
Product: potassium voltage-gated channel subfamily A member 7
Exons: 2
Coding region: 1-864 (287 amino acids)
Biological process (GO): potassium ion transmembrane transport
Cellular component (GO): membrane; voltage-gated potassium channel complex
Molecular function (GO): delayed rectifier potassium channel activity
Source: RefSeq, a predicted model, not a curated record